AAAAAUUGCUAUGACAGCCCACAAACGUUAGUCACAGCUCUUCGUGUUUUCCAAGUCUACGACAGAAGCUGUCAGCUUUUCAGGAAUAAGUGUUUUAUCGGUUGAUCUUCUUGUGUCUGACAGCGCUUUUAAAACGACUAAGCAUGGGAGUGGGAUCUGGUGAUGCUGACACCAAGAUGGGCGAUUCAGAGGACGGUUGUGGAAAAGGAUCCACUCAUGAAGAUUUCAAAGAGUUAGACGAGCUCAGAGCUCUAGUCAGUGGAUUACAAAAUGUCUAUAAGGAUCAGAUUGCGUUGGAGAUGUCAUGUGAGAGAAUGACGUUCAUCGUGGACCAAUACCAGGAACAGCCACAUCUGAUUGAUCCUCACCUGGAUGUACUCAUCUCUGAUAUUCUGUCCCUUGCGUGGAAUCCAAAGUCACCAGCCAAAGUGAUGCAUGAAUCCUUCAGAUAUCUCUACCUCAUCACAAAGGUGCGAGGUUACAAGAUUGUGGUCAGACAUCUUCCUCAUGAGGUAGCUGAUUUAGAGCCAGUUCUCCAAAUGUUGACCAAUCAGGAUCCUUAUGACUUUGGGACCUGGGAAACUCGCUACAUGUUGCUAUUGUGGAUGUCCAUGGUAUGUAUGAUCCCAUUUGACAUGUCCCGACUGGACAGCCAUGCCAAGUCUAAUGCAGGAGAGGUUAAGGAGCCUAUCAUGGACAGGAUCAUCAACAUAGGAAAGCUGUACUUACCUGUGGCAGACAAGUCACAGGAUGCUGCGGCGUACAUGUUGUCUCAUUUCCUCACCCGCCCUGAUGUGAAAUCCCAGCGCUUAGAAGAAACCCUGGAUUGGGCACUGGUGACACUGAGCAAGGCUGACUAUACGACAAUGCAGGGCAUGACUCACGCUUCUGGUAUCCUCAGGAUGUUAGCACUUCUUUUCAAACAGGGAAAACGUGAAGAUCUCCUCAGCUCUGCUCCAACCAUCCUACAUGCAAUAGAUGAGUGUAAGUUGAUGAUUUCCACCAGUACAGUGCUCACAAAGCUGUCAGUGAAACUCGUACAGCGACUGGGAUUGAUAUUCCUCAAGUACAGAGUAGCUGCCUGGAGAUAUCAACGAGGAAGUAGGUCUCUAGCGGAGAACCUGAAGUCAUUGAAUCCGGCCUCACAGAUCUUGAUGUCCAAUGGUUCAGGAGGGAUGGCGGAUGAUGGGGAAGAGGAGUAUGACAUCCCUGAUGAGAUUGAGGAUGUUAUAGAGCAAUUGCUGAUUGGCCUGAAGAACUAUGAUACAGUUGUGAGAUGGUCAGCAGCUAAAGGUAUAGGGAGAAUUACAGGGCGUCUCCCUAAGGAGUUGGCUGAUGAUGUGGUGGGGUCUGUGUUAGAACUGUUCACACUGCAGGAGAGUGAUGGCGCCUGGCAUGGAGGUUGCUUGGCCCUGGCUGAGUUGGGGAGGAGGGGCCUUCUGCUGCCAGACAGGCUGAGUGAUGUUGUGCCGGUUGUUUUGCGAGCCUUGGCUUACGAUGAACGAAAGGGAAAUUUCUCUGUAGGCGCCCAUGUCAGGGAUGCAGCAUGUUAUGUGUGCUGGGCAUUUGCCAGGGCGUAUGAUCCUAAAGAGAUCACCCAUCAUGUUAAAAGCAUUGCUAAUGCCUUGGUGACUGUGUCAAUAUUUGACCGGGAGAUUAAUGUGAGAAGAGCGGCCGCUGCAGCCUUUCAGGAGAAUGUAGGCAGACAGGGUACAUUUCCUCAUGGUAUAGACAUCCUGACUACGGCUGAUUACUUUGCUGUCGGCAACCGUACCACGUGUUACCUCAACCUCAGUGUGUUUGUGGCCCACUUUGAGGAGUACACCACUUUCUUGAUAGAUCACCUGGUGAAUGUGAAGAUCAGCCAUUGGGACAGUGAUAUACGAGAGCUUUCAGCUUUAGCAUUACACAAGCUAACAUCUACAGCCACGGACUACAUGGCCAAUGAAAUUGUUCCAGCAUUGCUGCCUAAAACAACUGGGUUAGAUCUGUUCCUGAGACAUGGGUCUAUAUUGGCAGUGGCUGAGAUAGUACAUGCACUGGCUAAGAUAGCAGCUGACAAAGGAGAACCUGUUACAAAGUUAUUAGACACCAAAACUGUGAGUGGACUGAAGGAUAUUGCAAAAACACUGUAUGAUGGUAAGCUGUUCCGUGGCCUCGGUGGUGAACUCAUGAGGAAGGCAGUGAGCAGUCUCAUAGAGAAGCUAUCCUUAUCUAAGAUGCCAUACCAUAAAGACCCUGUCAUAGAUUUAUGGCAAGAGCUGAUUGAUGAUUGUUUGGCACACAGAGAGCCAGAGAUCCGGACUGCAGCUGCGAGUGCUAUCUCAGCGUUUUUCACAGAGUAUUAUACACAGGCAGGGGGAGGGGCUGACCCAGCCAAACAAGAGAAGAUAAUUGAGAAAUACCUGAUGCAGUUGAGGUCAACUGUGGAGACUACAAGGAGGGGCUAUGCCCUAGCCAUAGGUGCGUUACCCAAAUUCAUGUUGGAGGGAAAGCUGAAGCCAGUUUUAGCCAGUUUAAUCCAGACGGCCACUGUUACAGUCAAACAAGAGAAGUGGGCAGAGUCUCGAAGGGAUGCCCUGAAGGCCAUUACUAGCGUGAGUUGUACUGUAGAUGUUGACCCAGAAGGUUCAGGUAACCAUGUGCUCAAUACAGACAAUGUGGCCGACAUCUAUCAGAUAUUCAUCACUGUCAUGUCUGAUUACACACUUGACAGCCGAGGGGAUGUUGGAGCAUGGGUAAGAGAAGCUGCCAUGACAGGUUUUCAGACACUGACCAGUAGACUGGCCCAGUCUCAUCCUGCUCUUCUCCAGCCGUCUGUGAUAAAGGCGAUAUUCUGUAACUUGGUUCAGCAGGCGUGUGAGAAGAUAGAUCGUACGAGAGCGCAUGCUGGAGGGGUCUUCUCUACACUGCUUCAUCACAGUCCACCUGUUCCCCACAUUCCCCACAGAGAAGAACUGGAGAAGUUAUUCCCCAGUGAAAAGGUAGCUUUCAUGAACUGGGCAGCACCUGCAGAGACAUUCCCUUCCUUUACCCGUUUACUAGCUCUGGACACGUACAUGUAUCACGUGUUGCUGGGCCUGAUCGUUAGUGUGGGAGGGAUGACAGAAUCUCUGGUAAAAACCUCCAGUCAAGCCUUAUUUGAGUAUUUACGAACUGUGGCCAAAGACAAACAGAAGCUGAUGAUCUUCUCUGACACCUUACUACAGGUGUUUGUGGACUACAAAGACUCUGACAGAGUGGCAGUGCCAGCAUUCAAAAUGUUUGACCAGUUGUUUUCUAGAGGCUGCUUCGACCUAUUCAUUGAGGAUCCUUACGAUUCCUUUGGUGAAAAUCUGUUGAAGUGUAGCAAAGAGGUGAUAUUCAAGUCAGGGAACCCUCAAAAACUCAUGGCUAGUGCUGAUGUAUUUUGUGGGCUGCUACCUUUGAAUGAAGACAUCAGGAAGAAAGCUUUGUUUCAGCUGAUGGUUUUCUUGUGCCACAGAUUCCCUAGGGUGAGAAAAACAACAGCGAGUAAACUGUAUGAGGCCUUCAUCACUUAUGAUGAAGUUGUACCUGAGGAACAUAAUGAAGAAGUAUUGACCAUUCUUAGUGAAACUAACUGGGAUGAGUCUUAUGAAGUCCUUCGACCAAUCAGGAACAGGCUGUGUGAUAUCCUUAACAUUCCUAAACCAGCCAUUAAGUUUGCUGUCUACAGUGUCAUGUGUGGACCCUCCUACAUGAUGUGUCAGUGUCAGUUUGCUGUCUGCAGUGCCAUGUGUGGACCCUCCUACAUGAUGUGUCAGUUUGCUGUCUGCAGUGUCAUGUGUGGACCUUCCUACAUGAUGUGUCAGUUUGCUGUCUGCAGUGUCAUGUGUGGACCUUCCUGCAUGAUGUGUCAGUUUGCUGUCUGCAGUGCCAUGUUUGGAUCCUUCCCACAUGUGUCAUGUGUGGACCCUCCUGCAUGGUGUGUCAGUUUGCUGUCUGCAGUGUCAUGUGUGGACCCUCCUGCAUGGUGUGUCAGUGUCAGUUUGCUGUCUGCAGUGCCAUGUGUGGAUCCUUCCCACAUGAUGUGCCAGUGUCAGUUUGCUGUCUGCAGUGCCAUGUGUGGACCUUCCUACGUGAUGUGUCAGUGUCUGUUUGCUGUCUGCAGUGUCAUGUGUGGACCCUCCUGCAUGGUGUGUCAGUGUGAGUUUGCUGUCUGCAGUGUCAUGUGUGGACCCUCCUACAUGAUGUGUCAGUGUCAGUUUGCUGUCUGCAGUGCCAUGUUUGGAUCCUCCUGCAUGGUGUGUCAGUGUCAGUUUGCUGUCUGCAGUGUCAUGUGUGGACCCUCCUACAUGAUGUGUCAGUGUCAGUUUGCUGUCUGCAGUGCCAUGUUUGGAUCCUCCUGCAUGGUGUGUCAGUGUCAGUUUGCUGUCUGCAGUGUCAUGUGUGGACCUUCCUACAUGAUGUGUCAGUUUGCUGUCUGCAAUGUCAUGUGUGGACCUUCCUACAUGAUUGUCAUGUGUGGACCUUCCUACGUGAUGUGUCAGUGUGAGUUUGCUGUCUGCAUUGUCAUGUGUGGACCCUCCUGCAUGGUGUGUCAGUACGGCCCAGCAAUGAGCAUCAGUCAGUUCUCCAGGGACAGUGAUAGCUUCCGGAACAUUAUGAACCAAGAGAGUCAGUGA
Molecule: messenger RNA, 4646 nt
Organism: Liolophura sinensis
Lineage: Eukaryota; Metazoa; Mollusca; Polyplacophora; Chitonida; Chitonidae
Product: tubulin-specific chaperone D-like
Exons: 41
Coding region: 144-4646 (1500 amino acids)
Biological process (GO): tubulin complex assembly; bicellular tight junction assembly; post-chaperonin tubulin folding pathway
Cellular component (GO): lateral plasma membrane
Molecular function (GO): GTPase activator activity; beta-tubulin binding
Source: RefSeq, a predicted model, not a curated record